Molecule: messenger RNA, 1290 nt
Organism: Triticum turgidum subsp. durum (durum wheat)
Lineage: Eukaryota; Viridiplantae; Streptophyta; Magnoliopsida; Poales; Poaceae
Source: the annotation of a GenBank genome assembly
AUGGCCACCGCCGCCGCUUCGCCGCCGCCGACCGCCACCGAGGACAACGUCCGCCUCCUUCUCCCUGGAUUUCUCUCCCCCGAGACCUGCAAGGAGCUGGAGUUCGUGCACCGGAGCUGCGGGACGGCGGGGUACCGGCCUUCGGUGGUGUCUACAUCGCUGCCGCAUCUGGCUGCCACCGGCUGCGGCCACCUACUCCUCCCCUUCGUGCCCAUCCGCGAGCGACUUCGCGACGCCGUCGAGUCCUUCUUCUCCUGCCACUUCGACCUCUUCGUCGAGUUCACCGGACUAGUCAGUUGGUGCAAGGGGGCUUCUAUUGGAUGGCACAGUGACGACAACAAACCUUAUCUUAGGCAAAGAGCCUUCACGGCUGUGUGCUACUUGAACAAUCAUGGAAAGGACUUUAAGGGUGGACUGUUGAAGUUUCAGGAUGGUGAACCCUCCUCUGUUAUUCCAGUUGCUGGUGAUGCUGUCAUCUACACUGCUGAUAAUCGUAAUGUCCAUUGUGUAGAUGAGGUAACUGAGGGUGAAAGGCUGACACUUACUCUUUGGUUCACUAGAGAUAGUUCUUUUGAUGAGGAUCCAAAGCUCCUUAGUUUUCUAUCCCAGACAUCACUGAGCUAUGAGCCAGCUGAUCAGAACUCUUACAUUCCUUUGCCAGCCUCAGAUAACAUGUACUGGUUUUCCUACGAUCAGUCUGGCUUUGACAUACGAUGUGCUAGAAUACACAUUCUUGGGUUUAGUUUUCGUGCAAGCAGCGAUGAAGACAGCAAGAGUACAUGUGCUGCACCAGCUGAUGACCCCAUAGAGUUGCUUGGGAAGCCACUGCGAAUUGGGAGGGCAGAUGAUGUCUUUGGGAAGAUAUUUGCCAACAGCUUGCACGCUCUUCAGGUGGUGCAAUUUUACUACUGGAAAGCACCUGAGCUGGCAGCAAGGAGAAACCAGACUACUGGUGGUUCAGAAACAGUUUGCUACCCUACUAUACAAGUACAGCAAUCAAGUGGAACGGAACUUCCAUUACCGUGUAACCAUGGACUUGCACAAACCAUAUUUGGAUCAUAUAGCAGUGUGGAUUCUGUUAUUGAAUGGGAUGAUGUUGUGUUAGCACUUGAUAUGUGGGAGAAUUAUUCAGAAGAAUUGAGGAGAAAGUUGUCGAUAUUCUUGCCAAAUUGGCUGUCCAACGGAACCAUUUUUGUUGUAGAUCCCUCCGAGCCCACCCAGGUAGCAUUACGUCUGAUGUGGCCGUGGAGAGUUUUGGAUUUAACUGUUGCUCAUUGGGGUAAUUUCUAA